GAGGGUACAAGUCCAGACCAUUGACCGAUCAAGGCAUGCUCACGUUGCUCUCUCGACGUGGCUCUCAACAAUAGAGUAGCGACACAAGCAAAAAACCAUUACCCCUCCACACUUUACUCUGUCGCUCCUUUCUCUCUCUCUCUUUCCCAUUAAAAUGAAUAUGAACGCCCCUCAGGCUCGUAGUGGACGAGAUAGCCCUCAACCGGGACCAUUUGGUUAUUCCUUUCUUUCGCCUAUGGAUACUCCUUACGAACCUGCACCUGCGCCUCCUCCCGGGCCAGCCCUUCUUGAUGAUAACGAGUCUAAUAUGCUUGAUAAUUUCUUCACGACAAUGAAUUCCAACCAUUUCACGAACGACUUCUGGCUACAGGGCCAACAGAACAAGUCACUUGGGCCGACAAACUUUGAAUGGUCAGAUGAACUGCCUCCAACAUUCGAAGGCUCCACAACCUCUCUCUCACAACCGUCACUUCCUCACCGUGGCCUAGAUAAAUCUGGGAUGGACAUUUUACCUAACCAUUCAAAUUCGGAUAUCUUUGCGGCUGCUUCCAUGCUCUAUCAGAACGGCAUGAAUGGGGCUGGACUCGUUCCUCCUUUUGCACAUCACCCAUUCUCCUCUUUUCCAGAGAUGGACUACAAUAAUGCCCGUUUGAAUGGUCGCGUAAAACCCCAACAACCACAACCAGUGUCAUCCAAACAAUCGAACACGUUUACUGGUGCACGUACACCGAUGGCUUAUCACACGUCGGAAAUGCUCUUCGAUGUACGAGAUCCAAUAUCACCAGAGCAACAAGCCACUGCUAAAGUACGGCCCCUUCAUUGGGGUUCUGAUGUCAGCUUUAUGGACCAAGGAUAUGUGGCACCGCCUGAUCAGCCGAACGUAGAAGAACAGACGCAGGAGUUGCUUCGCCAUCUCGAGUCUCUUGAGCCCCAAAGCAGUGCUGCCAAUACUCGUGCACCAAGUCCGGAACGUAUCACCGGCCACCACAGUGCUCAUUGGACAGGACCAGAUGCAACCGGGCCACUCGGUGAUUUACGCAGGGAAUACAGGGACAGCAUGGAAGAUCUAUCGCAGCCUAAGAAACGGCAAAGGACCUUGAUCAAAGAAGAAGAGGAUGAGAAUUCGGAGGAUGACUCGAAACCGAGGUCAAGAAGAUCCAAGAGUACGAGCUAUGGCAAAAAUCGGCGAAUGUCAACUGAGACCAUCCGAAAAUCGAAAGUUCAGCAGGGUGCCAAACCAGCAAGGGAGAAUCUCACAGAGGAACAAAAACGCAGUAAUCACAUUUUGUCUGAGCAAAAACGCAGAAACUUGAUUAGGCAGGGAUUCGAUGAUUUGUGCACGCUUGUACCUGGGUUGAAGGGUGGAGGCUUCAGCAAAAGUGCCAUGCUUACGCAAGCUGCAGACUGGCUAGAGGAGAUACUUCGUGGGAAUGAGAUUCUAAAGGCGCAGCUAGCCGAUAUGAAAGCUAUGAAUGGCUUGGUUAUGCCUCGAUAACGCGUAUGUCUAUUAUGCGACUAUGACCUACCUUUUCUUCUUCCCACCCUGUCGAACACUUUUUCGAGCACAGGCAAUUUUACCAAGUUCUCUGAGCUGAAGCGAUUAGCGAUUUAGGCGGUGUACAUUGUUGAAAGUUUGAUUCACGGGGCGUUUAUUAUCUGGCGAUCAUGAUCUAUCCCCUAAGAUAUCUAUGUGUUCUCCUUCCCUCCUGUUCUUUCAAGCCUGUCUCGUUGCUGUUACGAUGUGCUUCAUGCCUUAUAAUACCCUUGAUUGCUCAGGCCUAAGAGCCGAGCCUUAUGAUCUGUGUCUUGUACGCAUAAU
Aspergillus pseudotamarii is the source of this 1819-nucleotide messenger RNA. RefSeq names its product basic helix-loop-helix domain-containing protein. The record is from RefSeq and is a predicted model, not a curated record. NCBI's taxonomy places the organism in Eukaryota, Fungi, Ascomycota, Eurotiomycetes, Eurotiales, Aspergillaceae. Gene Ontology annotation, molecular function: DNA-binding transcription factor activity, RNA polymerase II-specific; RNA polymerase II cis-regulatory region sequence-specific DNA binding; protein dimerization activity. Gene Ontology annotation, biological process: regulation of transcription by RNA polymerase II. The coding region runs from base 155 to 1495 and encodes 446 amino acids. The transcript is spliced from 2 exons.